This is a messenger RNA of Ceratitis capitata (Mediterranean fruit fly), 2266 nucleotides long. It is a transcript of the gene Pal1, whose product is annotated as peptidyl-alpha-hydroxyglycine alpha-amidating lyase 1. Bases 255 to 1994 code for a protein of 579 amino acids. Gene Ontology annotation, biological process: peptide metabolic process. The record is from RefSeq and is a predicted model, not a curated record. Gene Ontology annotation, molecular function: catalytic activity; protein binding. Gene Ontology annotation, cellular component: membrane; extracellular region. The transcript has 7 exons. NCBI's taxonomy places the organism in Eukaryota, Metazoa, Arthropoda, Insecta, Diptera, Tephritidae.
CACAUCUCUUGUAUAAUGACGUUUGUUUACAGACGUAUACACUAAUUUUUGUGUUCGUCGCAUUAAUUUCAUUCCAAAAAUAAUAACUAAUAAUGUAAAACGUUUGAGUAUUUUAUUUCGAAAAUUUUGAUCAGUACUUAACCCUACGAAUCUCCAUACUUUUAAGGCGAACCAACCGCAAAGGUUGGAAUAUUACUGAAUAAAAAAUAAAACGAAAAAGUAAAACCUCCAUCGGACAAAGAGAAGUGGCCAAAAUGAUCACUUCGAAUUUUGUACGUUCUACCUGCUGUGUUUCAUUGGUAUUCUUGGCAAUAUGCAUAGCUGACUCCGCCACCGAUGAGAAUCUAUCCCUACAACGUUAUUUGUCGCAAGAUGAUACGGGCUUAAGCACAAAUAAACGCAUACAGCAAAUAAUGCAAGGCGGCGGUACAGCGGAUAUUAGUUGGCCACAGCCACCUAAACUGAAAGCGGAGAAAAUUGAUGUGAAAAGCGAAAUAGCCAAAUUGAAUACAACUUAUGUUUAUCAAAGUUCAUGGCCUGGAGAUGAACUUAAAUUGGGCUCAGUAAGCGCAGUGAGUUUUGAUAGAGAAGGAAAUGUUGUCAUAUUCCAUCGUGUGGAUCGCAUUUGGGACGGCCAAACGUUUAACAACAAUAAUAUCUUUCAACAACGAAGAAAGGGGCCAAUACGUGAUAAUACCGUGUUGGCGCUUGAACGUAAAACCGGACAGGUCGUGUACGGUUGGGGAAAGGGAUUAUUUUACAUGCCACAUGGCUUGACUAUCGAUCACGAGAAUAACGCAUGGGUAACCGAUGUAGCACUCCAUCAGGUCUUUAAAUUCGGACCACGCGGCUCUAAUGAUCAACCGUUACUAAAACUCGGUACGGAGUUUACACCCGGCGCAGGCGACUCGAAAUUUUGUAAGCCCACUUCAGUGGCUGUGCUGGAAAAUGGUGAUUUCUUUAUUGCUGACGGCUAUUGUAAUGCAAGAAUUUUGAAAUUCGACAGAAAUGGCAAGAAAAUUCUCGCAUGGGGACAAAACUCGUUUGCAGGUACUUCCUUUGAUGUGGCACCUAAAAAUUACUUUGCCAUUCCACAUGCACUCACGCUGGUGCCCGAACAGCAGCUGGUUUGUGCGGCUGAUCGUGAAAACGGCCGCGUGCAGUGUUUCUUCUGGACUAACGGUACAUUCCAUUCACAAUAUCACAAUCAAAUUGUAGGUGAUCGCUUAUUUAGCAUGGAUUAUACGCCAGCAGAGGGCGGUCAACUCGUCGUUGUUAAUGGUCCGAUCGGUGAGCUGGGCUUGAAACCGGACACAUACAAUGAAGUACGUGGUUACGUUAUAAAUAUGCGCACAAAGCAAGUCAUAUCGAAAUUCGGACCCAACGACAUGCAAUUUUCCAAUCCACACGAUGUGGCUGUAACGAAAGAUGGCAGUGAAAUUUAUGUUGCCGAAUUGAAUCCAAUGCGUAUACAUAAAUUCUUGCAUAAAACUUUAGCCAAAUCAAUGCCCAUGUCAGAAGCAAAAACACCAAUGGCGCACCACAGUGUGAGCGGCAGUACUACUGUCAAUACCAUCAGCCGUAGUGGGCCCGCAUAUCAAGUUGAUGAAGUUGUAGUCAAGUCAAAUGGCAGCAUAUCUACGUUAGAUGCUUUAUUAGCACAAGAGACGGAACAGUGGUCCAAAGCGGCAAAUAAAACACAUCAUCCCGGUGGCACAGCCAUUUUGGUGGCAUCGCUAAUGCUACUCUUUGCUGCAUUAACAUUUGCCUUGGCACUUAUCAUCGCCCGUCGACGUAAGCGAGGCUGUCUACCUUUUGGCGUUAAGAAUCGUCGUCAUGCCUGGGAUUUCCCCUCAAAGCCGGAUGGUUUCAAACUGGGCGGCCUACUGAUGGAUCGCAGUAAGCGUGGCGGCUUUGAGAAGCUCGAUCAAAAUGCUAGUGAUGAAGAGAAUGAAGCAUCUACAAAUAUGUUAACUAGUGCACCAUUUGCUUAAGUGCGAAAAUCGAGUUGUUGUGCAUCGAAUGUGUGAAGCUUUAAAGAGCAAAUGUGGUUUAACUGAUUUUAUUGUUAAACAAAAAUUUAUGAAUGUGUGUGUAGUAUAACUUUUUUCCCCCUAAUACUGUAUGUAUGUAUGUUUGGAAUGAGUGAUCCUUUUGCUUAAAUAAAUUUUCAUUAGAAUUUUUAUUUUUAUUUGUGUUGUCUGUUUAUACAGCAGAUGCAAUCGGAAGAAAACGAUUGAGAGCAAAUAAAUCAUAAGUAGUAGAU